This is a messenger RNA of Stegodyphus dumicola, 4350 nucleotides long. Its product is annotated as histone H2A. The record is from RefSeq and is a predicted model, not a curated record. Gene Ontology annotation, cellular component: nucleosome. Gene Ontology annotation, molecular function: structural constituent of chromatin; protein heterodimerization activity; DNA binding. Lineage: Eukaryota; Metazoa; Arthropoda; Arachnida; Araneae; Eresidae.
CGGGCGGUUCGGGUAUUUUGAGGAUACAGCUUAGCGAAGGGUCUGGAUUUUAAAGAGUUAACGUAUCUGAUUUCAGUUUGGAUGUAUAUUGGAAGAAAAGGAAUCAAGGUACAAAAUGAAAGAGUCAUCAAGGCUAAGCCCGUAAUGCUCAGAGAGUUAAUUAGCUUCAUGACAACGUGACAGGAGAAUUUACUAUUAUUACAACGACAGGUUGGAAACUUGGCUCCCCCCUGUCCUUUUCUUCACAAAUUAACCCCCCCGGCAAUAUAUGGAUCUAAUGCAACAUAUACACGAUAAUAAGAAGUAAAAGAACUGUGUGCUUCGUGUUUGAUGAAACUAAUCACUCGAAGAAAAGAAUACACGUCAGACAUGGCUACAUGGAAAAAAAAAAAAAAAAAAAAAUUCCCAAUAUAACAAUUAGAUAACUUUUCGAACGUUGAGUAGCAUAACGAAAGUCUUAGACAGGUGAGUUGAAGUAGAAGUAGGAAGAGAAGUAUUAGCAGAUCCAUAGCAGUGGGUUAGUUGUAGAGAGUUCGUAGUGAGGCAGAAAUCAUCAUAAGAAUACGUAUACAGUGUUGAAGCAAGAUAUACACUGUAGUUACUCUGUGGACAAGAUGAGCAAGACAUCUGAAUGCACCACAAAUGGUUUCACUAGCUCGAUCAAAGCCUUUCUCAGAAUACUUGGAAUGAAGACAUUCUAUAAUAUCCGAAAUAUCAUAAGUACUGCCUACACAGGAAAGUGGCUAGCCUGUCGAGGCGGGACAGUGGUUAGUGACACUAUCUACUGGGCCGAAGGGCCCGGGUUCGAAUCCCGCUGUAGGUAGGUAGGUAGGUAGGAAGGAAGGUAGGGGGCGGGGCGGGGAUCUGCAUAAAAUUCCUUCAUAUAUAUAAUUUUUUUUCUUCUUCCUCGUAUAUAAUUAAUUAAUAAAAUUCCUGCUUUUAUAAUUAAUAAAUAUAUUUUUCAUAUUUCACACAUCACCAGAUUUUUCCAAUUUUCAUUGAUUUCACAUCAUUGUUUGUAUUGUAAUCUAUUCAUCUUACUCACAUUUAUAACUAAUAAACCUUUUCUUCAUAUUUGAUAGUCGUUUUGUCACUUUUCAUCAAUUUUACGACUUCAUGGAAAUGUGAUGUUUCUAAUACAAACAUUCCAUCCCACCAAAUUACAAACAGGCAUCUAACUUGACUUUGAAUUUCAAUUUUUCGAAGAUAAUUACACUUUCUUGAACACAAGCACAUUUUUUUUACAACGUAACAACACAGAAACAAGUGACUUCAUUUCCUCUCUCUGAACUGACCGUUAAAGUUUUCAACUGUGCACUUAACCAACAGGAAAUAUUCAAUUUUGUCAGCAACAACAAAAGUCCUUUCAUUUGAUGAAAUAAAUGACUACUUUAACAUUACAUGUCAUAUUCCAUACCAUCAUGUGUCAGCUGUGUGAGAUUAAAUGCCAUUUACAAUACAUCCAUCGUUUCUGGGCAAAAUCUUCAAAUAUAGUUAAUCGGGACUGGUGCCAAUAUGCCUACUCUGACAAUAAAAAGAUUUUAAUUAGGAGGCACAACAGUGAGCACAGCAAAUUUGUAGGAAUUUCCUUAUUCAUUGUAUAUAUAUAUAUCUUGAUUUGAUCAAACUCAUCAGAAAGUAACCCAAAUUACACACGACAUUGCAUGGAGAUGUGUAAAUCUGAUUACAUCAUUUGCAAUCAAUUCAGUAUCUCUUAAAUUCCAUUAGUAAUAAUUUAGUGUAAAUAAGCUAGUAAAAGUAGGUACAGAUUUUUCACUUCGUUACAUUCAGUUACUGGUUUUCAGUCAUGCCUCUUGGACAGAUCACCCAUUGCACUAUCAUUUGAAAUAGACUACUUAAUUUUUCAGAUGAAAAUGUUACAUACUAACUAAGUGACCAAGCAUUUAGAAUGACAGAAUACUAUCGUUUUUCAAACACAUGUUCUGAAUACUUAACACAAUUAAUACCAAUUCUCAUAAUCAUCAUAUAAUUACAUUAAUAUUACUGUUAAAAAAAACAUACUUUAAAGAAUAGACACUAGAAACAAGAAUUCUAAUAAGAGAAACAUGCUUUGGCAAAAUGGCUUAAUGCUUCCAACAUACAGCUUGUGCUUCAUACAUACGAUUCAGAUCGAAAAUAUACUGUUCAAUGCACUUACCUUUGCAAUAAGUAUCCAUGUUUCAUGUAUUCAUAUGUUUCAAAGAAGAAUGAAACUUUAAGAUGCACUUUUUAUUUUAACCAAAACAGGCACCAUCUUCCACUACAGGAUGCAAAUUCAUCUAUCUGUACACUUUGUAAGUUGAGUGAUCACAAUGGCACUGCUUUAAAGAAUUAAUUCAUUUAUUGGCCUAUCCUGAAAGAUAUGUUGAGGGUUACUCUUCAUCUCAUUAGAUAUAGUGGCAACAGUCAUACUUUGUCAGUAAUUGGCAACAGUUGUAUUUUCACAGUGAAUGGCAACAGUUUACUGAUUCAAGCUCUUUCCUGUUAUGUGUUUUGCUUCUGUUUUAUGUCAUGUAACGUGAUUUAGUAUAGAAAUAAAAUGUAUAAAAAUAAUAUUUAUGUUUCAUAUUUUCUAUUUAGGUUAAUAAAUCUGUUUCAAUAAGACAUAACCAUCUUUAAAAUUACUUAUGGUUAGAUGAUUUAAAUAUGCAUGCACAUAGUUUCUUCUACUUUCUGUUGUGUUAUGAAAGUGUACAUGAAUGGCAAGUAUUAUAAUAAGCAUUUUCUGUAAAGCUUAGUUUCCUUCCUUUUCUUGUUCUUGAAAUAUGAAUACCUUCUUGGCCUUGGAGGAAGGGAUAGGAAAUGGAGAACUACUGAGUUUAAAUUUUAAUGCUAUCUACUGUACUUAAUAAAAACGAAUUUUAAAGUUAUGUAAAAUUCCGUUCAGUGAUUUAACUAACAUAUACAAAAUAUCAAAUUAGUAUCAACCAGUUAUAGAAAACAUCUGAUAAUGUUAGUUAUGUUUUUCUGAUACUGUCCAGUAAUGUGAUUAUAAAUUACUGGGUUUUGAAAUGGCCAAUAUGUUCGGGUGCCAGUGAGGACUAAGUGUAAUAUAUAUAUAUACACACACAUACAUGCAUUUUUAAUUCUUAUUGGAGGUAAGUAUAUCUGCAUUCAAGAGUAUAUUUCUAAUUUCAAUCGUAUACAUAUGUAGUAUCAGUAGUUCCUCACCUAUAUAUGUACUCUAGAGUAUGAGUACACAUAUAGAGUGAAACUAUGUACCACAGCUUUGUAUGAUAAAACAUUUUGCCAGUUGAAGGAGAAGCAAUAUCAAGUAUAGUAGAAUUUAUCUACAUGUUUUUCUUUUCUUUUCAUGUUUCUUUCAUCUACUUAGCAGAAAUAUUGUUUAUUAAUAUUCAGAAGAUGCUUGAAUAACAAUAAUAUUCUCUUAUUACAAAUACUUGGUCAUUAAACGGUUCUACUCAAUGUUUUAGUAUUUGAUAUGACUUAAGUCAGUGGUGUACGACAAGCUAACUAGUUAAUAUAAAGGAAAAAUAAAUUAAAAAUAUGAAUUGAUAUUUCCACACAGGGUGCCUAACAGAGAUUGAGAGCUACAAUUCUAUUGGACCAUUCAUUUCAAAGUCUUGCGCUCAUUGGUUAAAUAUGGUAGAUACAGAGUUAAUAAAACGGGGGUCUCUAGAGCGUCAUUUUUGUAUUAAUCUUGCAAUCAUAUCAUCAUGUCUGGUCGUGGUAAAGGUGGCAAAGUUAAGGGAAAGAGCAAGACUCGAUCCAGUCGUGCUGGUCUUCAAUUUCCUGUUGGUCGUAUUCAUCGUCUUUUGCGAAAAGGAAAUUAUGCUGAAAGAGUAGGUGCCGGCGCUCCCGUCUAUCUUGCUGCAGUUUUAGAAUACUUGGCUGCUGAGGUUCUGGAGUUGGCUGGUAAUGCAGCUCGAGAUAACAAGAAGACCAGAAUCAUUCCUAGACAUCUUCAGCUGGCUAUAAGAAACGACGAGGAAUUAAAUAAACUGCUCUCUGGUGUCACUAUUGCACAGGGUGGAGUGCUUCCCAAUAUCCAGGCUGUACUACUCCCAAAAAAGACAGAAAAGAAAGCAUAACUUAUCCUUGACAUUGCCACCCACCCUCAAAAAAAGGCCCUUUUAAGGGCCAAAAAAUAUACCAAAAAGAAAAUGCUUAAUUGCUUGAAUUAGAAAGAGGCGACACAUGUACAAUUGUGUAUUUUUCUGUUUCUUUAUCAUAUGUUCUAUAAGAUCUAAUUUUAAUACAAUGUUGAGAGUAACAGACAUUUGCAUCCAUUAUGAUGCAAAUAUUUAAGGAGGAACUUAAAGGAAUUAAAAUUAAAUGUCUCCCAAAAAUUCAUAUUUUAAUCGUAUAUAAACAAUGUUUUAAAACACA